This is a messenger RNA of Prorocentrum cordatum, 1650 nucleotides long. The record is from the annotation of a GenBank genome assembly. Lineage: Eukaryota; Dinophyceae; Prorocentrales; Prorocentraceae.
AUGCAGGCUGGCGGGGCGGUGUUCUCGGACGGCCAGGUGGUGCAGGCAAAGUGGCAGGACAGGCACUGGUUCCCAGGGCGCAUCGCGAAGGCAAACGGCAACGGCACGUUCGCCAUCCGGUACGAUGACGGCGGCUUCGAGGCCGUCGUCCCCGCGCACCUCAUCAGGCCUGUGGCUGGCGCCGCGGGCGGAGCUCAGCCUGUCCAGGCCGUGCUGGCGCCACCGGGCGCCUGCCCGCAGCCGGCGGCCGCCGUGGCCAGCAGAGGGCCGCUGCCCGUGGGCGGCGUGUCCUUGUCGCCCCUGGCGGCGGGCAGUGUCUCGAUGUCGCCAGGCGCUGGCCUGCAGCUGCGCGGCGGGCACGCCGCCGCCGCCUUGGGCCGCGGCGCGACGCCCGCGAGCAACCCCGCGGGGAGCCCCGCGGCGUCUGGCCAGACGCCGCAGAUCCAGGCGCCUGGCGCGGCCGCGCCAGCGGUCCCGCCGAGGAUACUGCGGCCCGCCGAUGCGGGCGCGACCCGGCAGAUGAUGCAGCUGUCUUCUGGCGCGCAGGAGGGCGCGGAGUUCGCCGUCACCCGCGCGCCGUCCUUCGCGCAGGGCGCCGCGGAGUCGGUCGGCUCUGCGGGAUCGGUUGCCGUGGCGGCGCAGGUCCCACCUCCCCCGGCUCGCAGCACCUCGGCUGCGUCCGCGGGGGUUGGCUCCGGUGUGCUGGGGCCGCCUGUCACUGUCGUGGCGCAGGCGCAGGUGGCCCAGCAGGCGGAGCCUGUCGGGGCGCCCGUGGUCACGCGGCAGCUCCCCGCGACGGCCGCUGCUUCGCGGCCCGCCCCGGCUCAGCGUGCCGCGGCCGCGCCGGCGGCGCCGCAGCCGGUGCUGGGCCCCCCAGUCACGGCAACCGUGGCGCCCGUGGCUGCGGCGACUUCGCCCCGGGCGCGGCGCGGCAGCGCGCCUUCACCGGCCGCCCGCGGCGGCAGCGCAGGCAGUCCUGCUGACAGCGACUCCUCCAGCUGCUCGUCGUCGGGGGAGGACGACGACGAGGCCGACGACAAGGAAACGGACGGCAAGGCCAGCGCCACCCCGAGUCGACAUGCGCCAGUGAGACGAGGCCCGUCCUUCUGGGAGCAGGCCCGGGACGGCCUGGACCGCUUCAAGGAGUUCUUGGAGAACGUGCCCGUGUCCGCGGCCGCCGAGCCCAUCGCCAAGGACCGCGCGACCGACGACCAGCACCUCAACAGCGUCAGCAUCGAGUACUCCGACGGUGACGUCUCCGCGGCCACCAAGGGCUUCAGCGGCGACGCGCUCCUCGGCUCCGGCGCCUUCGGCAGCGUGUACCGCGGCACCAUGAAGGACGGCACGGAGGUUGCCAUCAAGCUCCUGAAGGUGCCGGACGAGGCCGGGUUUGAGGACGAGGUGAAGGUUCUCUCGCGUUUCCGGCACCCGAAUUUGGUGAUCCUGCUCGGCUUCGCGAGGCACCACAAGAGCGGCUACAGGAGCCUGAUCUACGAGUUCCUGGCCGGCGGCGACGCCGCCAGGCGAAUCUCGCAGAGCAAGCAGGGCAAGCAGCCCUUCCAGGCUCGCAUGCGGCUCAGCGUGGCCCUGGACGCGGCCUCUGGUCUCUCGCACCUGCACAACGCGAAGCCGCGGGCCUUCCACCGGGAC